AGAAGAUUCACUUCCGCUUCCGCUCUUAGAAACUGAAACACAACAGCAGCAUUGACGAACAGCGAGCAGAGCAGGAAAAUAAAUCCACACAAGCAUUGAUACGAUGGAUGUAGAAGAGCAACUUCAGGACCUUAAUGAAGUAGUGGAGAAACAACAGGAACCUCAUGAUGUCAUCACUGAAGAAAAAUCUCCUGAUUGUUUACAAAUAUCAACUAAAAUAAAAGGAACCAAACAUUCAGUCGGUUCCCAUCAGCGUGGAAAGAGUUUCACAAGAAACGGACACCAUAGGAAUGACAAGAGCAUUAACAAUAAGGAGAGACGUCACAAGUGCCAGCAGUGUGGAAAGAGUUAUGCAUUUAAGAGUAACCUUUGGACACACUUGAAAUCUCACACUGGAGAGAGGCCGCACAAAUGCACACAGUGUGAAAAGAGUUUUGUAUGUGCAAGAAGACUUAAGGAUCAUCUAAGGAUUCACACUGGAGAAAAGCCUUUCACUUGCCCUCAUUGUAAAAUGAGUUUCACAAUGAAGCAACAUCUUCAGAAUCACAUAAGAAUUCACACUGGUGAGAGACCUUACACGUGUCCUCAGUGUGGAAAGAGUUUUGCACAAAAAUCAACCCUUUUGUCUCAUUUAGGGACUCACACUGAAGAGAAACCUUACACCUGCCCCCAGUGUGGAAAGAGUUUCGCACUAAAAGAUAAUCUUAAGAGUCACAUAUUACUUCACAUUGGUCUAAGACCUUACACUUGCCCUCAGUGUGGAAAGGGUUUUGCACGCAAAGAAAACCUAAGGAUUCAUGCAGUGCUUCACACUGGACAGAGACCUUACAUCUGCCCUCAGUGUGGGAACAGUUUUGCGCAAAAAUCACACCUUAGGGCUCACAAAAGGAUUCACACCGGAGAGAAGCCGUACACCUGCCAUCUGUGUGGAAAGAGUUACAAACAGAACGAUCGUCUUAAGUGUCACAUGAGAAAUCACACUGGUGAGAGACCUUACACCUGUCCUCAAUGUGGGAAAAGUUAUAUACUAAAAGAUAAUCUUAAGAUCCACAUAUUAAUUCACACUGGUCAGAGACCUCACAUCUGUCCUCAGUGUGGAAAGAGUUUUGCACGUAAAGAAAACCUUAGGACUCACGAAAGGAUUCACACUGGAGAAAAGCCUUUCAUCUGUCCUCAGUGUGGAAAGGGUUUUGCACAAAAAUCAAACUUUAGGACUCAUGAAAAGAUUCACAACGGAGAAAAACCAUACACAUGUUCACAUUGCGGAAAGAAGUUCUUGAGUUCAUAUGAAUGGAAAAGACACGAGAGAGUCCAUACUGGGGAAAAACCAUACACGUGUUCAUAUUGCGGAAAGAGUUUCUCUGCUUUAAGUUACUGUAAGAUACACGAAAGAAGUCAUACUGGAGAGAAGCCACAUCACUGUCCUCUAUGUGGAAAGAGUUUCACUUCAACAAGUAGUGUAACAAGACAUACAAAAUCGUGUGGAAAGCAGUCACAAACCCUCGGCCAUACGAUUAAUAUCCCCUAACACCUGUGCACUUUCAUUUACAGUAGGUGCACCUCCAUGUACAUAUACUUUACCCAACCCAAUAAACAAAACCCUUUAUUCAUCACCA
Paramisgurnus dabryanus is the source of this 1616-nucleotide messenger RNA. RefSeq lists its product as uncharacterized. NCBI's taxonomy places the organism in Eukaryota, Metazoa, Chordata, Actinopteri, Cypriniformes, Cobitidae. The record is from RefSeq and is a predicted model, not a curated record.